This is a messenger RNA of Eleginops maclovinus (Patagonian blennie), 3257 nucleotides long. RefSeq names its product YTH domain-containing family protein 1-like. The transcript has 6 exons. The record is from RefSeq and is a predicted model, not a curated record. Bases 359 to 2152 code for a protein of 597 amino acids. Gene Ontology annotation, cellular component: cytoplasm. NCBI's taxonomy places the organism in Eukaryota, Metazoa, Chordata, Actinopteri, Perciformes, Eleginopidae. Gene Ontology annotation, biological process: mRNA destabilization. Gene Ontology annotation, molecular function: mRNA binding; N6-methyladenosine-containing RNA reader activity.
CCGGAUGAAGCUGCCAUUGGGGCAAAGUGAGCAGCAGGGCCACUGGAGGAGGAUCUUUAAUCUCCCGGAGAGUUAACGGGGACCGGAGAGGACUUAAGCCCCGGAGGAGUUCAUGAGGACCGGGGACUGGAGUGGAGAGCCAGAGACACCGGGGAGAGAAGAGACGGUCCUCCGAGCAGAGAGACCGGAUCACUGCUAACGGCUAACGGACUGUUUAAACUGCCAUUAAAACACACACACACACACACACACACACACACACACACACACACACACACACACACACACACACACACACACACACACACACACACACACACACACACACACACCCCGCACUACACCUGGUGGGGGAAGGAUGUCUGCCGCCAGUAUAGACCCUCAGACAUCGAAAGGACAAGAUGCCAGCAAAGCGUUUCCCGUCUCCGUGCAGAAUGGCUCCCUCCACCAGAAGGACACCGUGCAUGAUAACGACUUCGAGCCGUAUCUCACCAACCAAUCAAACCAAAAUAACAGCUAUCAGUCCAUGACGGACCCCUACCUGUCCAGCUACUACGCCCCCUCCAUCGGGUUCCCCUACCCCCUCAGCGAGGCUCCCUGGUCCACGGGCGGCGACCCCCCCAUCCCCUACCUGACGCCCUACGCCCCCCUCAGCAAUGGAGACCAUCACUUCCUGCACGACACGGUGUUCGGGCAGCCGGGGGGGCUCGGCAGCAGCAUCUACCCCCCCCACCGGUUCAACUUCUUCCCCGAGAACCCCGCCUUUUCCACCUGGGGGACCAGCGGCUCUCAGGGCCAGCAGACUCAGAGCUCCGCCUACGGGGGGGGCAGCUACAGCUACCCCCCCUCCUCCCUGGGGGGCACGCUGGUCCCCCCCGACGGGCAGACGGGCUUCCACAGCGACAGCCUGAGCAAAGCACCUGGCAUGAACAGCCUGGAGCAGGGCAUGCUGGGGCUUAAGAUCGGAGGGGGGGACGGCAGUGGCUCGGGGGUGAAGAGCGGUGGGUCCCUGGGGGGGGGCGGUGUGGCUGGUGGGGUCGCCACGGGAAACGGCGGCACCCCCAUUGGGAUGCCCCCCCAGAAGCCGGCGUCCUGGGCAGCCAUCGCCAGCAAGCCGGCCAAGAUGCAGCAGCAGAAGAUGAAGAACAAACCCCCCCCCAUGGCAGGGCUGCCCCCCCCACCCCUUAAACACAGCAUGGACAUUGACACGUGGGAUAAUAAGGGAGCCAAUAACAAGAUGGCUCCUCCCCUGCCCCCCCAUCACCACCAUCACCACCACCACCACCACCAGCAGCUGCACCUGCCCCCCCCCAUGCAGCAGUCCCUGCAGUCCGCUCAGUCCCUGGUUCAGCAGAUGACCAUGCAGGGCCCCCCCCCUCCGCAGUCCUACCAGAACCACAGCCCGACCCCCCCGACCCGCUGGGUGGCGCCGCGCAGCCGCAACCUGUGCUACGGGGGGGGCAGCCUGGACAGCAGCGGCUCCUCUAACGGGGGCGGGGGGGGCCUGCCUCCCGACCCGGGGCCGGACUCCCACCCCGUGCUGGAGCAGCUGAGGGCCUCGCACGCCUACAACCCGAGGGAGUUCGACUGGAGCCUGAAGCACGGCCGCGUGUUCAUCAUCAAGAGCUACAGCGAGGACGACGUGCACCGCUCCAUCAAGUACUCCAUCUGGUGCAGCACGGAGCACGGCAACAAGCGGCUGGACUCCGCCUUCAGGGCCAUGGCCGCCAAGGGCCCCGUCUACCUGCUGUACAGCGUCAACGGCAGCGGGCACUUCUGCGGCGUGGCCGAGAUGCGCUCCCCCGUGGACUACGGCACCAGCGCGGGGGUGUGGGCGCAGGACAAGUGGAAGGGCAAGUUCGACGUGGACUGGCUGUUUGUGAAGGACGUGCCCAACAGCCAGCUGCGCCACAUCCGCCUGGAGAACAACGACAACAAGCCGGUCACCAACUCCAGGGACACGCAGGAGGUUCCCCUGGAGAAGGCCAAGCAGGUGCUGAAGAUCAUCGCGCAGUACAAGCACACCACCUCCAUCUUCGACGACUUCUCCCACUACGAGAAGAAGCAGGAGGAGGAGGAGGUGGUGAAGAAGAGCUAUGAACCUGCCCCGAUACAGAACCGGUCCAGAAUCGAUCAGGAUCGUCAGAAGUGAACAGAAGACGACCGCCGAUGAAAUCUAGAUCUAAGAAAUGAAACACAAGGACAAAAAUAAAUUGAAAACUAAUAUUUUUUUUUUCUAUUUAACUCCGUUGACCCGCUCCGGUCUCUCAGACGCAGGGAUGAAGCUCCAGUAAUAUAUUUUCCAGCCUCUCUACGGCUGCCCACCAUCCAUCGUUAACUAAAUAUAAUAAGAAAUAUCUGCACGUGUGUUUCUGAAGCUCUCGACGACAUGCUGCUGAUAUUCAGUUCACUUUGUGGUGUGUGUGUUGGAGAAGUGUUAAGUGCUUGUGUUGGAGUGAACAGGACUUUAUUGACAAAUGUCUGCUCUCUGUUUGUUGUAUUUUAUAUUAUCAGAAAAAAGUCUAGGAAGUCCCUUGUUUUAUUUUGGCGGGGUGUUGCACAGGUUGUGCCGUUAGGAGGCGUAAACGUAAGGUAAAUAUUCUGAAUGAUUAUGCAUCCUCUGGCUUAUUAACGUAAAGAUUACAUUUAACAUUCAUUUGAUUAAAAUGUGCAACUAAAGUUUACCUCCAAAUAGUUUCUGAAGGAGAUUCAAGGAAAAUAUGUGGAGAUGAAUUAAUGAUGGAAAUACAAAUAUCCCUGUUUAAUUUCAGGUUUGUAUCAAAAACAAACGAGCUUUCUUUCUAAUUUCCCCGUUACAAAGACUUUUAUUUUGAAAUUCUGAUGGAAAUGUAGCAUGGUCUGCGUUUCAAACCCGAGCCAGACCUGCCAGCGUUUAUUUCUUGUUUCUUCUUAACAUAAUGAUUAUAAUCUCAGCUUCAUCUCCAUCGCUGUAACCUGUCCACAUCACAAUCUGUAAGCUUUAACGUCCCGGCCCCUCAGAGCUGUCUGACUGUAGCACCAUCCAGGAGAGGAAGUGGGGACUCCAUGUCCGUGACUCUUCUGUGGACCUGCUUGCUGUACCGUGUGUCUGCAGAGUGAGAGAGAGUGACUGUGGAGCAUCAGAGAUAUAUUAUUGGAUUAUAAAAGUUUAUGCAAACAAAUGUUUUAAAGUCGCCCCUGAGUUAAAUAUGCGUUGUAUCAGAGGUCACUAUCACCCCCUUAGAUCAUGUCCAUUAUUAAAGAUAUACUUAUCUGUU